CGCUGGGGUGGAAGGGAAGAAGCCGGGAUGGCCGGAGGGCGAAGCGAGAGGGUUGCUAGGCUGGCAGCGGCGGCACUCCUGGCGGCGAUAGGCUUGGCCGCCGCGCUGGACAACGGGCUGGCUCGGACGCCGCCCAUGGGCUGGCUGCAUUGGGAGCGCUUCCUCUGCCAGACGGACUGCGAGCGGGAGCCCCGCGACUGCAUCAGUGAGCAGCUCUUCAUGCAGAUGGCUGACCGGAUGGCGUCAGAGGGAUGGAAAGAUGUUGGGUACCGUUUCCUGUGCAUCGAUGAUUGUUGGAUGGCUCCCACUCGGGAUAAACAGGGACGGCUACAGCCAGACCCCAAACGCUUCCCCAGCGGGAUUAAGAAACUCGCAGAUUAUGACAAAAGCUUUGAGCUGUGGGAACGGCCGCUCUCCGAAGGAGCUUUUGCCGUAGCUGUAAUAAACCGGCAGGAGAUGGGUGGACCAAAGGCAUAUCUCCUCCCCACCAUGAUCAUUGGGAAUGGCAUAGCUUGUAAUCCCAGUUGUUUGAUCCAGCAAAUUCUUCCUACCAGGAGAAACCUGGGGCUACACAACUGGGUUUCGUUUUUGAAACUGGAGGUGAACCCAACUGGAACGGUGCUGCUGAAGAUAGUGGUGAACACAAACACACUUUUUAUUGGCAAUGGGAAAAGCUACCCUAAAGACCUCUUAUAAUGUGACAGCAUCCUCCCUUCUCAAAUGCUACGAAGAGCAUCUAAGGCAGCGCCUACAGAACCUCCUGAAGCAAUCAAAGGAAAAUUGCUUGUAGAGUCUUUGCUUCAAGAGACGGAUUGUCAAAAAAAUGCUUUUAUGGCCUUUCCGGGAUUCUGAAGAUUUUUAAGCCUCGAAAGGAUGACAUUAUCUGUCUUUCUUUCUGGAGGCACAGCUGGAAAAAAAAAGUUAGCUCACUUGACCGUGUUUGUCAAGUGGUUUUAUACAAACACAACUGUUGUGUUACAAUAGUAGCCCGUUUCUUUCUGAGGUGGGCUUUGCCGGGAUACAAAAAAGAUGACCGUAAUUGUAUAUACUUGCAGUUGCUUCUCAACAAUCACUAGAUGAAAAUGGAGAUACAAAAGAAUGCAAUAGCUGUACGGGUAAAUUGUGAAAUAACCAAAGAAAUUCUUAAGAGAGGAUUUAAAUGCACUUUGCUACUCCUAAAAUUCAACAGAUUUUAGUUCUGAUGUAGGCUCUGCACUUACAUCGGAAUGGCACUACUUAAGACUUUGACCUUGAGAAUUCCAGCCUUAAUGUCUGAACAUGAAUUUUGCAGUUCAUUACAAUGUUUCCCCCUCCCCACCAAGAUUUCCCUCUCCAUUGUUUCAAUAAAUCUUUUCUGCCUGCACUGAUGCUAGCUUUGUCCAAGGCAGCCACUGAUUGGAGGGCCCAGAUUAUGAUCAAGUCAGCGAAACUGUCACGUUUAUUCCAGUUACUGUUCCUUCUUGAAGGAGAACGAAGACCAAAGGAAUCUAAUCAACUGCUUUGAGCCAGUUUGCGGAAGGAGAAUAAAAUAUCAAAGUUUUGUGAACGUUUCUUCAAACAGAAAAUAGCUUCCAUCGUGUUCUUUGAAUAAAUACGCACAUUAAAAAUUGUAAUUAAUGUCUUGGA
Messenger RNA from Thamnophis sirtalis, 1626 nucleotides. Lineage: Eukaryota; Metazoa; Chordata; Lepidosauria; Squamata; Natricidae. The record is from RefSeq and is a predicted model, not a curated record.